GGCUUACCCAGGAGGCGGGUGGAAGGGCGGGGAGAGGCUCCCCAUUAAAUACCGCUCUCGGCCACACUUGCGCGCUCACCCCGGCGCCUGCCUACUCCCUCGCCUGUCGCUGCCGGAUUGUGCCGAAGAGGAGGGGGCGUUCCCCACACCAUGGCAUCUACGGAAGGUGCCAACAUCAUGCCCAAGCAGGUUGAAGUGCGAAUGCAUGACAGCCACCUCGGCGCGGAGGAGCCGAAGCCCCGGCACCUGGGGCGGCGGCUGUGCGGCAAGCUGAGGAAGAACCUGCUGCUCACUCUGACGGUGUUCGGUGUCAUCCUGGGGGCAGUCUGUGGAGGGCUUCUUCGCUUUGCGUCCCCCAUCCACCCUGAUGUGGUCAUGUUAAUAGCCUUCCCAGGGGAUAUACUCAUGAGGAUGCUAAAAAUGCUCAUUCUCCCUCUAAUCAUCUCCAGUUUAAUCACAGGGUUGUCAGGCCUGGACGCCAAAGCCAGCGGGCGCCUAGGCACGAGGGCCAUGGUGUAUUACAUGUCCACGACCAUCAUCGCCGCGGUGCUGGGGGUCAUCCUGGUCUUGGCCAUCCACCCGGGGAACCCCAGACUUAAGAAGCAGCUGGGGCCUGGGAAGAAGAACGAUGAAGUGUCCAGCCUGGAUGCCUUUCUGGACCUUAUUCGAAAUCUCUUCCCGGAGAACCUGGUCCAAGCCUGUUUCCAACAGAUUCAAACAGUGACGAAGAAAGUCCUGGUGGCACCUCAGUCAGAAGAAGAGAGCAAUGUCACCAACUCUGUCGUCUCCCUGUUGGCCGAGGCUGCAACAGAGGCACCUGAGGAAACGAAGGUGGUUAUCAAGAAGGGACUGGAGUUCAAGGACGGCAUGAAUGUCUUAGGUCUGAUUGGGUUUUUCAUUGCUUUCGGCAUCGCCAUGGGGAAGAUGGGCGAGCAGGCCAAGCUGAUGGUGGACUUCUUCAACAUUUUGAACGAGAUCGUAAUGAAGUUAGUGAUCAUGAUCAUGUGGUACUCUCCCCUGGGUAUUGCCUGCCUGAUCUGUGGGAAGAUCAUUGCCAUCAAGGACUUAGAAGUGGUUGCUCAGCAACUGGGGAUGUACAUGGUCACAGUGAUUGUGGGCCUCAUCAUCCAUGGGGGCAUCUUUCUCCCCUUGAUUUACUUUCUAGUGACCAGGAAAAACCCUUUCUCCUUUUUUGCUGGCAUAUUCCAAGCUUGGAUCACUGCCCUGGGCACCGCUUCCAGUGCUGGAACGUUGCCUGUCACCUUCCGUUGCCUGGAAGAAAAUCUGGGGAUUGACAAGCGCGUGACCAGAUUUGUCCUCCCCGUCGGAGCGACCAUUAACAUGGAUGGCACAGCCCUUUAUGAAGCGGUGGCUGCCAUCUUCAUUGCCCAGAUGAACGGCGUCGUCCUGGAUGGAGGGCAGAUCGUGACUGUGAGCCUCACGGCCACGCUGGCAAGUGUCGGUGCAGCCAGUAUCCCCAGUGCUGGGCUGGUCACCAUGCUCCUCAUUCUGACAGCCGUGGGCCUGCCGACGGAGGACAUCAGCCUGCUGGUGGCUGUGGACUGGCUGCUGGACAGGAUGAGAACUUCAGUCAAUGUGGUGGGUGACUCUUUUGGGGCUGGGAUUGUCUACCACCUCUCCAAGUCCGAGCUGGAUACCAUUGACUCUCAGCACCGGGCGCAUGAAGAUAUUGAAAUGACCAAGACUCAGUCCAUUUACGAUGACAUGAAGAACCAUAGGGAAAGCAACUCUAGUCAAUGUGUCUAUGCCGCACACAACUCUGUCAUAGUAGAUGAGUGCAAGUCUCUCCAUUAUGUGGAAUAUCAGUCGUGGGUUUAAGUUUGCACAUGACGUUGAGGACAGACAGAUGGAAGGUAAGCUAGGAACAACGUAGAAGCAGAGGGGAAAACCUCCCAUUCUGUGUAAGGUUCAGUUCGCUUAGAGCCAGGAAAACAGUGUACAGUCUGGUGAUUAUAUCUGAUUGCUAAAUGUCUGCACUGAAGUAAUUUACAUAUCCAUGUCCCUGAUCUCCGGAUUCACUCCCUCCCUUUUUAUUUUUAAUUUUUAAAGCUUGCAGAGCUUAUUUGGUAUCCAGACCAUCAGGCUAUCUGAUUUUAAAAUUGGACAUGUAUGAAAUUCACCUGGCCUCCUGGCAACUGAACCUUUCAUAUGCAUGAGUACAACUAGCUGCUUAGUUCUAGAUGUUUUUCUCUGUGGUUGUAUGGAGUAGCACAUGGGCACUGUCAUUUAAAGACUGCGUUAUUGUGUGAUGGGUCUAUGGGUAGUUUGACACCCCCACAGCCCUAAAAGCAUAUCAAAAGCUAUCCUCCGAAAUUCCCAAGUGUCUCCGGUCCCUCAAUAUCAACUCCCAAGGCAAAUAAGUAUUAUUUUUUUAAUGUUCGCAAAUCAGUGUUGAGAACCAAGACCAGCUCAAAACCCACUUGUGAGGAACCACAUUUAAAACUAAUAUUGGAGUCGUGUAGUCUAACCUGGAUCUUGUGCUCCUCCACAUGACCCAUGGGGUGCUUUUCUGGUUCUCGGCCUGUAAGCUGGAUAUUGAUGAUAUUUUCAGGUAACUCUGGCAGCCAACGGAAAGUCGGCAGACGGCAGUGUUGAGGAAGAACCUUGGAAACGUGAAAAAUAAGAAUAUGACUCUCAGCAAGUUCUUGAAUAAAAUCCCCAGCAUAUCGUAUGGUAAAAGAGGAUAUAAACAAGCAUUCUUUCAAAAGGAAAAAAAAAUACCUAUGUUUCUAUGUUUACUUAAUCUGUUAGCUGAGGCUUAGAGGAUCUGUUGUGAGUCAGUGAUAGGCAUGGUGCUGUGUCUUUGCCAAAUAAUGCUUCGUAACCGUCUAAUUUUCUCACUUGUAUUAUCGUCGGAAUGGAGGCUGCUGGAGGAACCGGUUUGAACUGAAGGUGCAUUCUUGCCAGCUUCCCUCUUCUCUCCCGAUGCAGAGCCGUGGCCGCUCUUCUCCCAGGGGACACGACUAGAGCACGCCACUCCAGGGGCUUGGGAUGACGAGCGGACACCCAGUGUGUUAUUUGAGUGUUCUCCAUGCUUCUUCACCUUGUCACACACACACGAGAUUCUGUCAGAAGCCUCUAGAAGUAGUUCUCCUUCAAUGUCUUGUAGAGUUUGCCCCUGUGUUGAUAAAAGCAAGUACCUGUCUUGGGGAACUGUGACCAUUUACCUUCUGUGUGCUCUUUGAGGUAAAUGUUUCAGAGGGUGGUCGUGGGGGCCACAGUCUUAAAGACAGCUGGCAUGGACCCCAUGGGGCCUCUGCUCUGUCCUCCCUAGUCUGUGGGCAUUUGUCGUUGAAAUUUCAGAGUGUGUUACAUGAUUUGCUCUCAAUGUGAUAAUGGAUUAGAAUGUAAUUUGCGUAGAACCGCUGUAUAUAUUGUGUAAGGGAGCACACGGUCAGCAUACAUUUUGACCAGAUUCAAAUAUUCAAAUUCAUUUAUCUUUGGUUUGCGUUCCUCUGCUAUAUAGUGAAAUCAAGAGGGAUUAUUUUGAUCUCUGCUCCACUUUGUCUCCCCCAUAAACUUCUGGCUAGGGUUUCUAACAAAAAGACGUUUUUGAUCCUCAAGGUAUUUCCUCCAGAUUCUCAGUUAACCGGAAGGCCUAACUAACCAUUUUACUCUCCUUAUGCAUGGGGGACAGUUGUGUUGACUAUGCCUCUUUUAAUACUGUCUCUGGAUAAAUGGGAAGACUGUCGUUUAUCUAGUAUGUACUGCAGAAGGCUGUUUGUUAUAUCAUAUCAAAGCACAUAAAACCAGUAACAGGACACAGUUGGGAGCAGAGCCAGCCUUCCUCCCCCGUCUCCUCUGUGGAAAGGAACAGCAAACAAGCACAUGUGCAAAAUUCUAAAAAGGGGACAUUCCUUUGGCAAAGUCCAGGCAGCCUGGAACCUUGCAGUGGGGACAGAGGAUGGCUCCACACAACCUCAUAGAUGGAACGCUAGCAAGGCUGUGCAAGGCUGGGGAACAAAUGAUGUAAUUGGAGUAGCACCGUGCCUUGCAUGCUGUAGACACCCAACGUGUCCUGAAUGAGUGUGUAAGUUAAAAUGUUUCAAUGUUUCUACUAUCAUGUUCUGUUGGAUAACCCAUAGUCUUUUUCUAAGGUGUCUGGCCCUGGGACUGUGCUGAGGACGUGAACAGGGAUCAGGGAGAAAGUCACAUUUGACCCUGAGGCAUGUGCGGGAACCUAGGUCCAAACAUGGGAGUCAGGUGGUCACCUGAGGCCAGCAGAGAUGCUGAGAUAUCCAGGAACAGGGACAGACCCUAAAUUCCCUAAAGACAGGCUACCCAUGGACAUCACGUACCCUUUAUUACCUACUCCUUGUGACUUUUCCCUUCCACAUCAGACACCUUUGGAUCAUACAAAAGACAUGAGACUUCAGGUUUUGUGGUGGUUGUUGUUUUUGUCUCUCAAACCCUGGUUAUGUUGGGUAAGGAUUAUUAUGGGGCAGUAUUAAGCAGAUUUUUGCUUUUGAAAGGUGGCACUGAUCUUUAUUUUCAUUCAAUGGACAGUUAACAUCGGGUGGCCAAGGAUGUGCUGAAUUGUAGUUGUGGGAAAUGUAUCCUUUGCAGCAGAUGCUGUGGGCCAAGGGGACGGUUUCUGGAUUCAGCUGUGAAACUGUUAAGGAUUGUCUGUAAGUGGCAUUUGCAAGAGCUUUUCUGUGAGAGGAGAAAGAGCUGGGCAAGGCAGCUAGGAGCUUGCGGGCUUUGCUGUUUAAGGCCAGCUUCCCACACGCGUACACGCCUGAAGGGGUAGUCUAAGGCUGUCUUCCCAAGACGCUGCUUAAAUGUCUUCUCUUGUCUGUUUGUUUUCACCUCUCUUCUAGUCACCCAGUUAGCUCAUAGAUAUAUAAGGGACAAUGUGUUCAGAAGAAACAAUGUGCACAGCUUAACUAAGUGGACAUUUCUGGUUUGAGACCACAUGCAGUAUGUUCCAUGAGAAUAUAUACUUACGAGAUCACAUUUAAUCUGGAUUCAACUAAUCAUAUUAAAAACGAACACUUUCUCAAAUUCAAGGCAAGCCUGACAAUCCAGGAUACAUGUAGAACUGACAUAUGACUGUGUCCUUUGAUUUUUUUUUUGGCCUCAUUCAUUUUUCUCCUGCCAUGUUCAUUGGGGUUUUCCUUGCCCCGUAUAUGUGCCAUAAACAGAACACAUAGACCCAGGGUGUACCUCUGAUGACUUUUUCUAAAUAGGACAUGUGUGACCUGCCAGUGAUAUAUCUAGAUUGAUGUUAAUAGCUCCAACACAGAUAUAAAUGCUUAUAAUCAUCCAUUAAUAUGUGAUGAUGCAUACAUGUUACAUUUAUUUACAGAUAUGGCAGGCCAGAUACAUACACUGCAUUCUGUAAGGUUUGUAAAUUGGCUUUGGCAAAACCAUUUUAUUAUAAACUCAUUUACUCUUUUUAGGCAUCAGAACUGUUUCAGAAGAAAACCAGCUAAGCAGACUUUUAUCCUUCCCUAUCUCAUUUUUGCCCACGGGGAAACCCAAGGGGAAUUAUCAUUAGAUUACCUACUAACAAUUCUAUGUAGCAAAUCUAAUGAUGUAUCUCUCAAGGUGAGGCUUUAUCUGAGGUCUUUGAGGAUGUACUUCCCAUGCAAAGUGCACCAGAGAAUCAAGGCAAUCAUAGGUCACAGAGAACCUCAGUGUAGGACUUCAGGUGAUGACAUCCAAACCAGAUAGCUAUCAGGUUCAACUCCUUACUUGCCAUUGGGUGCAGAAACACCACCUGUAGUCUCAUUUCCUGCGGAAGUUAACCAUGUCUCGUAAAAGACAUAUUUACUUCUGUUCUCCAACUGCUAGCUAGCCUGGAUGUUUCUGCAAACCUAAAGCAAGGAUACCAAGAUGCCUGUACCUGGAUUUAGGCUGGAAGCUGAGAAAGGCUUAGGGGAAAAUCAGUUUGGGGUGGAUGUUCUCCUGGUAGAUAACACCAGCAAUCCCACAACUGAGCGAUUCGAGGGUCUCAGGUCAUUUCUACUCGUGGAUUGAGAAGUAUGUCAUUUUCAUGUGUGUUGAAAGUCCAGAAGCCCUUCCGGAGUUGGGCAACUCACCUACUGGGUCCCCAAAAGGAAACCCAACCCUGCCAUGGUUUUGCAAUACCACACUUCCCUCUGUUCUCCACAGCAAAAGUGAGGGUACAGUAUUUCACUCUUGUCCGAGUCAGAGCUUCUGUCUGUGCUAUCUUUUCCCAGGAGUACAGCAGCAAGUUCAAAUAGGUACACACAAGCUCGAAGAGAAUCCUUGUAGUUCUGACUUGCUCAACAAGUCUCAGCAGCUCCUGCCUGGUCUGAUCACUGAAAGUGCUCAGCAGUUACACCCAGUGGGGCAGCUCUGCCACGUCACUGCUGUCAGACUCGUGGGUCCAUCACUUGUCUGGGUCGCUGCUUUUGCUUUGCUUGUUCUCCAGAUGACCUCAUCCCAAGAGGAGACAAAGGACCACAUGGAAAUUUUCAGUUAUUGUAAUACUUGCUCUUUGAAUAAGGGGAGUAGGACCUGAGAGCCCGGGAAGAUUAAGUUUAAGCUGAGAGCCUGAAGUCAUUCUAAAGUGAGAGUUUUGUAAUUCCAGUUGUCAGAGGAGAUUAGUGGUCUCUGUAUCUGUGGUCAUUUCUGGCUAACACCCGGAAGGAAGGCUACUGAGUGCCAUUGGGAGCAGGCUGCGUUACGGGCAGACCGCUCUCCUUGAGUGGAGUUAAGUUCAAAGCUGCUUAUGGUUUUCCCAGAAUGAAAGCCCAAUGUCUCACUCUUUUGCUUCCUUUCUUAUUCCAUGUAUCAUUGCUGCUGCUGAAGAGACAGUUUCAUAAAUGACCCUGAGUGAGUACAAGGGUUAGUUGUUGAAAAGAUGACAGGGGAUCUUCAUUGAACAGUAUCUGAUUUUAGAGCAUAACGCAGCUAAUUUGGGUAGUGCCAUAGAAACAGUGAGAAAUAACACAGUUGGGUAGAGGAAACACUUGACUUAGACUCUGCCAGUUGUCAGCUGUAUAAUUUAUGCAAGUUGCUUUAUGCCCAAACCUCAUUCCUUCCCAUACAUAAAGGGAGGGAGUUGCAUUAAAUGAUUAAAACCAGCUUCCAGCCCUAAGAAUCCUUGAUAUUAUGACCUCUGCUUUAAUUUCUUUUUUCCUAAGAGGCUUAUUACUAUAAAAUAUUACUUUAUAUUUUAAGUCAGAGGGGCCCACAAUAAUGACUAAUCAAUUUGGAUUCUUCUCAUUCCCUUUGGGAGAAAUUAAAUUCAAGCCUCUCUCUUUAUUGAUGUUUUACAAGCUUGGAAGAUGGCCACGUUAAUCCACCACUUGGUGUUUUGGAACACAAACAGACAUACUUUUAUAAAACUGCUCUUUACUUAAACUCACUGUCCUAGUCAAAGUCGCAAUUCAGCUCAGGGAAAAAUACUGCCAGAGUCACCAUAACGGGACUGGACGCGUCUACAGCCUCACUCGAGCUCUUGCAUCAUUCCUGCUAUAGCAACAGAGCCCACUCUGAACACCCAAAACACAGUUUUCUCCAAACAAUCCCAAUUGCCAACCCAGUAUGGGAGUCUGGGAGCCUUUGGCAAAUGAACUGAACAGUCUUAUGAAAUUUGGUGCAAGACUUACACAAUAACAGCAAUGGUCUGUAAAUGCCUUCCCUCUCCUCCUGUGCGUAGACACGCACGGCCCAUGCGCAGCAGGGCCUGAGGCAAGUCCUUUCUCCAGAGAGAUACACAGGGGUAUUUGGUCGAAUUCAUUUUCCAGUUUUCCUCUUGGUAUGCUUCACAUCACAGGUAGAAAAGUUCUAUCUGACAAGAAUAGAGUCAGGCUGGCUGUUGCCGCCCUCUCCAAUGCCUGAGGAGUUUCUAGGAUUGACAGGUUGCAUGGUCUGUCUGUGAGGCGUGUGCUACCAGCUAUGGCCUUGAACAAGCUGUUGUACUUCCUGUUUCUGCUGUAGUGAGCCACUGCUUGCUUCCUUGCCCUGUGUCCAAACUUGCUAAAUAUGGAACAGAUUUGAUGUGUAUUGUGUUGGGAGCACCUUUACCACUAGAGGAGACUUCGGCUCUUUAGAUUUGGGGUAACCAGAUAUAAGACUAGGACUGAAAGGACUGGGUUAGCUUUUUCCAUCAUUACAUUUUUAGGGCAGAAGACCUGAUGCAAGAGCAGCAAGAAAAAGAUCAUUCCUUAAGUGACCCAUAGACGAACUUGUAGAAAAGUAAGAGAAGCCCCCUGAUUCUUAUUUCAUUCAUUCUACAUAAUAUUCUGCAUAAUGACUAAUCUGUUUGUUGCUAUGUCCAGCCUUGCUUCAUCUUCCUACCUCCAGACCAAGUGUCCAUUUUCCUAUUUUAAAGCCCUUCUGAUGGUUAUAUAAGGCCCUCCUGUGCUGAGAAUAAAACCUGCUACUGGAACAGAACCCACUGCCUUGCGGCAUCAGCACUAGACCUAGGGCAUGGGUAGCAAUAAGUCUCCACUUCUGCUGGAGACACCCCAGUUUCUGGGUGAGUGUUGGAACGUAACGGGCCACUGACACCUUUGCCGUUGUCCCCCACGGAGAUGGGGAUGAUGCAAGCAGAGCCUCACUCCUCCUGGGGCCCCAUUUCUUCUCUCAGCAACCACUUCGCCUGGCUCAACACCAGCCUGCUGCCUUGGGUAGGAGAGAGACGCACACACGAGCCAAGGAAGUCAGUCGAGCGUGUCUCUGAGGUUUCUCCGUGUGGAGUGAAUUCCCUGAGAUGGAAGAUCAGAAAGCUGGCACUCUGGUUGCUUAGUAUUCCAGGAGAGUUUGUUCCCCACCAGGAGCUCAUCCUUAGGCAUCCAGACCUUCCCACGCAUCCCCCUUCACGCACUCCCUUCCUCCUUCCCCCGGUGAACCUCAGCCUCGUAGCUCCACAUUGCACAGCACAGAUCAGAUGAUCUGGUCACUAUAGAGAUUUGUAUAUAAAAAAACUACUUUUGUGAGGAUUUUUGUAUAUUGUUUUUCUAUUUGUUUUCUACAGCUUGAGGAGAGAGCUGGCAAACUGUGAAUCUAAUUGGAUCUUGCUGCCAGCAGAUCUAUUUUGGCUUCCUGAUAAGAAUCUAUGCUACUAGAGCCAAUCAAUAUAUUGCCCUCGGUCAGUAUUGUACCCCAAACUCACGAAUUCCUCCAGCCCAAUCUUAUACUCUUUUUUUUUUUAAACAAAUCCCUGGACUUCUUUGCUAUUAUUUAUAAAGAGCAUGAGAAAAUGUAUUUAUAGUCCUGGAUAUUAUAUGUUUAAUAUUGAGUUAGCCUUUAAUAAUGUUCCAGGUUUGUAUCUAUUCUUCAUAAAUCAUAAAGAACUCAGUGUAGACUGAAUUCCUCUAUUUAGUAUCUGUAAUUUUGCAGACAGAUAUUUUCUUAUGGUAUUUUCUAUAUAACCACCUACGUAGAAUUAUAACCAAUCACAGCACAAGAAGUUUCGGCAGCAACUUAGAGCUAUCAGUUGUUUCCUGAGCCACAUUGCAAAGAGGCAGGGAUCCUGCCCUUUGCAGUGCGAUGAACAAAAUGACCCUAAAGAACAAGGAACCCUUAAAUCCCUUCGCUGAUUAGUAUAUGCAUCUUACCAGCUAGUCUCUGUAACUCGAGGGAUGGUGCUGACUUCUUAUUUUUGACACCAGGCCUUGUUUUUCCAGUUAAGCAUUUGAAGUAUACUUUUCUCCGAGAUGCUGGAAAAGAAGGUGAUAAUCGCAGGAUCAUCUGUAUCCCAGAGUCUCCUUCUUAGUAAUUUAUGUAAAAAUUGGCUUGGGAAAAUUCCAACAGCUGAGAUUGAGGUUAAUGCUAGGAAGCAAAUCAGGACAGAUGUAUUGCAGUUCAUUCUUGCCAAGGAAAUUGGUAAUAAAUGUCACAUUGUUAUGUGAAUUGGACACAUAUUUUCAGGAAAAAACAACAAAGCAAUCCUGGGGCUAUAGGUGGGAGUUCAAGUCAUACUGAAAUUGUUUAGAAGCAGCCCAGGUAGAUUCUGUCCUCAGGUGAAUAAUAGUCUAUGUCAUUUCCCAAGGCAAAUCAGUAGUCACUUCAAAGGGGGUCUUUCUUCCACCUUCCUACCUCCAGAGCAAGUAUCCAUUUAGAUGUUUUUAAAAGCCCUUCUGGUUGGUAUUGAGGGCCUUGGUGUGCUGAGGCUAAACCCCCACCACUCUGUAGAGUCAGCACUGGCCCUGGAGCCCAUGUAGCCACACGCCUCCCCUUGCACUGGAGACAGCCCAGUUCCUUCCACCAAACACACCUUUUCCAAUAUGCUCAUAGGGCUAGCAUUCUUGCCAUGUUCUAAGAUGUAGUCAGUUACAUAGUAAGUGCACUGGGAUAUAUUUGAGCUUGCUCCUCAUCAAGCAAACAGAUUAGAAGUUCCCUCAACUGGCAACGAUUGUACCUGUGAUUUCCAAGUACAGAUAGCUGUCAAAGCAUGAAGUUCUUGUGUGUACACAGUAACACUUGGUUCACGCAUGAAGAACAGUGCCUAUGCACUUGUGUAGCAAUACUGUAGGUAUCUAUGUGUAAUUUCAGUGAAAUGGUGCAUAGAUAUAAUUUCAAUGUUAUUCUUGACUGUUCAUCUAAAUGUAGUAGACUUGUUCACUGGUGUUUUGAAAACCCUUGUUUUCUUUUUUAGAUACCUAGUAGUGAGUCAGCUCUCCUUUUUCUUUAUGUGAUUUGGGGAUGCCUAUCAGUGAAGAACUUAUCCAUGAAUCCUUUGUACCAAUGACUGAAGUUUGUGUGCAUCGAGCAUCUUUGUAGACACGCAAUUCAGCGCAAGGGAGAGUUAGCUAGCCGUGGGCCAUGAUCCUCAGUGAAAGGUCGUCUGCCACCUGUAUGAUUCACCAUGGUGAAUGCAGCUGUGGAGCUUUUGAUUGCCUAAGCCGAGCCAGGUUUAGCAUGAGGGCAUUUAUCUACAGCCCUCCUCUGCUUGGUGGAUGGGGCUCAGAGACACAGAAGGUCAGUCUGUUUCUGUGCGUGUUAGCAUCACGUCCUCAGGUAAAGGUCUGCCUCUCUGAUUGCCAAAUGCUGAUCAUGAUGCUCACGACUUAAAGGUUCAGAAGAGCCUUGUCUCCCUUGGUUUCUUGAGUCAUGGUACUGAAUAGGUAUUUCCUGACUAGCUGCCAUGCAGGCCAAACCCCACGAAAGCACAGUUCUGGCAAUAAACUGCACAGGUGUCAGUGAAAGCUGGGCACUAGAAGCACAAGCACGGUCAUUGUACAGCUUUGGGGUUGCAGAAAGGCAACUGAUAAAGCACAGAUCCCACAUAAGUGAAGGGAGUAUGAAUUCUACCUAGUAGGCUCUGCGUGCAUGUUUUGAGUGACCGAAGGUGAUACUAACUAAUGCAAUGAUACACUUGCUGCCUAAAACACGCAUUAUCACUGAAUGGGAUGCUGUGGAGUCUAUAGUUCCUGUAACCCCCUCCUCCUCUGCAAGGACAGAGAAGGAUGGCCAUGUGCAUUUGGGCCUCUUCUCUUUCUGCAAGACGAGUGAAGCCUAAGAGAUCCCCUAAGGGCACAAAGUGGGUUAAUUUUCAGUGGCUUCUCCAGGGAGUGAAGUCAGGGGGUCUACACAUGGUGAACAGCCACAGUUUUCCUUGAAAAUGUAGCUUCUUCAACUUCUGUCCAAUUCAGGGUAGAACCCUUAUUGAAGGAAAGCUAGCCUUUGGGCAGGAUUCUCUCUGAAGAUUCUUGUGUGUCCAGAAUGAAAGACAAGAAUGAUUGUUUCCCUCACAUUCACAAUCCCCGUUGGUCUGAAGUCACAUAGCGUAGAGCAUCUGUAUAGCACGUAGUGUAUAAAGACUAAUGAAGGAACAAAGGUAAAAACAUCAACUAAAUCUGUGGGUGUUUCUUCUGUACGGUACUAGGAAAUGCCUGGUUGGCAAAGCACAUUUUGGGUAGUUGGGGUCUUUUGUCUUCACCUUUAGCUUCCUAAGCUUUCUUACAAUGUGGACUGAUUACUGUAACAUUUCAUGUAUAAAAUAACUGGAUAUUCUUUCUAUACUGGAAAUAAUCUGUGAAUCCAAGAUUUCACUAAGUGUUUUAACUUUUAUGUACAUAUAUAUCUCAUCAAUAAAUGUGGAUUUCAAUUUC
This is a messenger RNA of Phyllostomus discolor (pale spear-nosed bat), 12053 nucleotides long. It is a transcript of the gene SLC1A2, whose product is annotated as solute carrier family 1 member 2. Gene Ontology annotation, cellular component: plasma membrane. Lineage: Eukaryota; Metazoa; Chordata; Mammalia; Chiroptera; Phyllostomidae. Bases 151 to 1839 code for a protein of 562 amino acids. Gene Ontology annotation, molecular function: neutral L-amino acid transmembrane transporter activity; L-glutamate transmembrane transporter activity; glutamate:sodium symporter activity. The record is from RefSeq and is a predicted model, not a curated record. The transcript is spliced from 11 exons. Gene Ontology annotation, biological process: L-glutamate transmembrane transport.